AGCAGAACGAGAUAUUUACACAACACAAUCUUCUUCCACCUCAACCAGUAGACUUUUUCAGAGUCGCGAUAUUGUGUUUUUGACGUAGUUGAAGCAGAAGGCAACCUCAGAAAAGGGCCUCUAGUAUACUCAGUCUCAAGCAGCAAAAAAAAACAUCGAUAUCAGAUCAGGAGCGAUAAUUCUUGAUAUUGUUAUUAUAGUUGAUUUCGAAAUAUAAAAAAACGUUAGUACGUCUAUCUUCAAAGUAGAUCAUAUCGUGCUAGUUGCUGUGACCACUUACAGCUUGUUCCUUCAACAAGAAAAUGGGUCGUCAUCGUUGUCGUGCAGCUUUGCUUGCGUUGAUCGCCUGCAGUGCCUCUAGCAGGGUGGAAAGUCGCUUAUUGUUGAAGGAGGCGAAGCCGCAAGGAUGCUGCGGCGGGACCACAACAAAGGAAGAAGAAUCUAAAAAAUUGGCUGGUUCCGCGGUGGUCACCCAUGCUGGGGGAGGCCAAGAAAUUUCCGCCGCUGCUGUUGCGGGAACGGCGGCCGUGGCUUCUCCUGCUACAGGCUCGCCGACCCCGACGACGGCGACAGCAGCGUUGCCUUCUGUGCGCCACAACCCUGUUUCGCCGAUGAACGCUUUGGGUCUGGAUACGGAUUCGUCGGAUGAACACCAGGAUGCUGAAAAUGAAAACUCGGGGUCAUCAAAUUCUUCUGAGGAAAGUGACGAAGACCCUAUUCCGAAUCCAGACCCUAUUCCGAAUCCAGACCCUAUUCCGAAUUCAUAUUCAUCGGAUGAAUAUUGGGAUAGUCAUCCUUUAGCUGAUAAUUAAUAGAGAAAGUGACUGAGAAAUUGCAGAAGCGUAAGCCCAGGAAAUCCAGAAAUCGUUAUUUUUGAUUGACCUAGAGAAAAGAGUAGGACUCAGAACUACAACACAAUGGUAGUUAGGAGAUUCUCUGUGUAAUAGAAGAGGGAAGCGCAUCGAUCUGCGAAAAGAAUUUUUUUUUGAGAUUGAGAUGUUACUGUUAAUAGCUAAGUUUGCGAUUGCAUUUGAUUAAAGACAACCGAGGGGGAAAUACCUGAAAUUACAGCAAUGUUAGGCUCGAUCAUUUUUUUUUUAGGAUUGGCACUUUGUAAGGACUAGAUUUUGCCUUUGGCUUACGACUGUACUACUACUAGUAAUCAAGAUUUAUAUGUUUUGAACACGAUAUUACUUAUGGUGAUAGAGAAGUCGUGUGAGUCAUCAAUAUACGGCGUGAACAAGAUGGCGAGGAAGAUCAUGUAGUUUAUAUCAUGGAACAAGUUAGUAAAAAAAAAGUGAUGUUUGUGCCUAUAAUGAUUGAAUAUAAUGAAAUAAUUGAUGAUAUUCGAGUUUCUUCCUUUUUUCGAGUCUCUUUCUUUCUUAGUCAGGGCUCUUCUACAAGUACAACAGUAUAAUGAAAUGAUUAACACCUCAAGAUUAGGUACGAUCAUCAUCAUCAAAGCUAUGCUCGACCAACGACCAGCGCGAUUAAGGGAAAAAUGGUCAUGCAGGUGCGUCUACUUUUGAACUUCAUGAAUAUCAUUCAUUUUUUGAAUGAAAGACAAAAUUAUUUUAUUCUCUUGUUCUGUAAAGACUAAAAAAAGCGGACGACGUUAGACAUGAAGAUUCGCGACAGAGCAGACACCAAAGGACACGAGGUCCAGGUACUUAUUUCAAGGUUCGUGGAGCGUGAUAAACAGAGUAAUAGAAUACAGCAUGUUAAGGUAAUGAUCGUAAGUUGUAGCUGCUAUUCUGUAAAUGCUGUCAAACAUGUACAACAUGGCAUCCGGAUAAGCGCCAAGAAAAAUGCGUUGCGACAUGUGUAUAUCAAUGGUUACAACAAGACCAGGGACCCAAGUUCUUGAAGUGAAAUUACACUUCUAAGUAUGUCUAUGUUGCCAUGUUGGACAUAGAAAGGUUUUUUCAUGUUCCGUAGAAAGGUUUUUUCAUGUCACAGUGUGUUUUGUAUGAGGAGUUGAUUAGGCGCGGCAUAUUCCGCUGCCGCUCGAGCACUAUUUAGACGCCGUGCGUGGUGAGCAAUGAUCCUCGAGAGCGAAUCCCCCGCCGUGGUGUGUGAGUUUGAGAGAUGCCUGAGGCUGAGAAGAGAGACCGAGUCGAAGCAGCAAAGAGCGAGGUGGACAUGUCGUGAAAACUGUCGAUGUUAAAGUUGUGUCAGAGAAAUCGAUUUCGAUAUCGAGGUCGACGAAUUCGAAACGAUUGGAAAAAGUGGUUGAAAGCAAUCCUCAUUAGCUCUCUUUCUAAGUUAGUUCCUCAGUUAUCUGCUUGCUGUGGUGAGUCCUUCAUGCUGUCUCCAGCUUUUUUGUUGAUUGCGAAACGUACUGCGCCCCUAUAGGUGGCCAGAAAC
Messenger RNA from Amoebophrya sp. A25, 2367 nucleotides. NCBI's taxonomy places the organism in Eukaryota, Dinophyceae, Syndiniales, Amoebophryaceae. The record is from the annotation of a GenBank genome assembly.